AGUGUAAACAUAAAUUUUGUUUUCCCCAAGUAUCGAAAACAUUUUUGUUGCAACUUAUUGUUUUAAUGCAUAUUUAGUGUUUUAUUAUGAAUAGUACAACUAUUACACUCUUGGAAAACUUUUGUAGAACCUGCAUGAAUGGAGAAAUUGAAGAUGAAAAAGAAACUAAAGACAAUAAACGCAAAACAAUUUCCAUUUUCAAUGAACCUCAAAGUAAUGAAUGUAAAAAUAUAACAAUUAUGGAAUUACUUAUGCUUACCACACCACAACUUACCAUUGAGACAGAUGACAUGUUGCCCAAAACUGUAUGCGAAAAUUGCUUGGAAAGACUUGUUAAUGCUCAUGCGUUUCAACAAAUGUGUAUAAAAGUAGAGGAGAAAUUUCGUCAAAUGAUAAAAGAUGAUAAACCAUCUGUUAAUUCACAAAUUAUCACGGAUCCCUUAAUUGAUAAUAUUUUAAAGAUUGAAAUAGAUGAAGCAUUAGAACAAGAGACUACUCUUGAGUCAAAAAACUUAAAAGAUGAUGUAGAAGAUAUAAAAUUUGAAACGGAAGAAAAUCAUUGGGAAGACUAUAGUGAUAGUGAAGAAUUUUGUGAUGUUGACAGUGAUAAGGAUAGUGAAUGGGAGUCUUCGAAUGUAACAAAAAGUAAAAAAGGUCCAAGGGCUAAUAGCAAAAAGGUUAAAGAAGAAAAAGAUGUGUCUUCUAGCGAAGUUAAAGAUUUAAAUGAUAUUGAGGAUAAAAAAGAUAACAUCACAUCGGAGAAAAUUAAAGAAUCUAAGAAAAACUCCAAGGAAACAAGUAAUUCUAAGGAUAACGAAAGUAAAAGUUUUGUAUGUGAUGAGUGUGGUAAUCGUUUAUCAACGCGAAAAAGUUUAAAACGGCACAAACGUAUACACCUUAGGCCCGCAGAUUCAGGUGGAGAGACUAAAAUCCGAACUAAAUAUGAAUGCGAAGUUUGUAAAAAGGUCUUUCAGCAAUCGAGUUCUUUAAAGGAUCAUAUGAGAAUACAUACGGGGGAACAGCCUUAUCUUUGUUCAGAGUGUGGAAAAGCUUUUAAAAGUUUAAGCAAUAUGAAGCAACAUUUUCUACGUCACGGUACUGAUCGUCCUUAUGUCUGCCAACAUUGUCCGAAAAGGUUUCCAUGCCUAAGUGAUUUGGCAUCGCAUAAAGUAGUACAUAAUAAAAUAAAAUCACAUAUUUGUGAUAUAUGUGGUGCGGGUUUUACAAAACCAUAUCUUUUGAAAAAACACAAAAUGUAUCAUACAGGUGAAAGAAAUCAUAAAUGUGAUUACUGUGAUAUGAGAUUCGUUUUAGCUGAUCAGUGUCGUAGGCAUAUGCGCACCCACACAGGAGAAAAACCAUACAAAUGUAAAUAUUGUGAAAGAGCAUUUGCACAAAGUAAUGAUUUAAUAAAACAUAUGCGUGGGCAUAUAGGAGACAAUGUCUAUAAAUGUGAUUUAUGUCCACAAGGUUUUCGUUUACAAUGUGAUUUGCGCGCCCAUUUCUAUACUCAUAAAGAUGACGAUGAAGAAACACGAGCACGCAAUUUGGAAGCUCUUAAGGAGGAGGAACGAAGAUUACAAGCAAAAUUCGGACUUGUAGGUAGUACAUAAAAUAAAUAAAAGUAUUAAAUAAAAACUAAGAAAACAAAUCCAUAAAUACAAAUUUUUUGUAAAAACGUA
Messenger RNA from Lucilia cuprina (Australian sheep blowfly), 1682 nucleotides. RefSeq names its product zinc finger protein 483-like. Lineage: Eukaryota; Metazoa; Arthropoda; Insecta; Diptera; Calliphoridae. The record is from RefSeq and is a predicted model, not a curated record. Gene Ontology annotation, molecular function: zinc ion binding. Gene Ontology annotation, cellular component: nucleus. The transcript is spliced from 4 exons. The coding region runs from base 87 to 1613 and encodes 508 amino acids.